AUGCCUGCAUGCACGUCCAUCGCCGUCACCGGCCAGCCCCAGUCAUGCACAUCCGCUGCCGCCCUCACGGUGCCACUGCGGCCACAGCUUCUAAGGUCUAAGAUGCUGGGACUUACUGGGAACGCAUGCACCUCGCCACACCUGCAUCCGCUGCGCGAGGCCUCCACACACCUGCUCGGUGACACGCAGCAGCGCGCGCGCCAUCGCUGUUGCCCAACCACCCAUGAUGCCACCUUAUCGCAUCACCGCAAGGAGGCUCUCAGCACCAAAGCCAUUGACGAUAUCAAUCACUCGUUGCUGAAUAACACUGCCUACGGGGUGCUCUCCGGCAAGCGCGGUUGCAGGCCGCGGCGCUCCUCCUCGGGGGCCUGCCGCAGCUCUUCGCUGGCGCUGCUGGACACAGCUGAGGCGGCCUUGACCAGACCUGACCGCUGCAGCAGCGCACCAGCGAAGGAGGCUGUCGCUUCAACCGUGGCGACGCUGCCGUCAUUGUCACCGAUGAAGGUCAAAGCGGUCGCAGACAGUGCAAGCGUCUCCCCAGGUGUGACGUCUACGACCGCCGUCGCUGAGGUAUUGCCGAUGUCGCUGUGCGCGUCGAACACCCCACGCCGUCUCUCCGAUGCGCUGCGGUGCGAUCUCGGGCAGAGCAGCGACAGCGAUUGUUCCAUCGCCUCACCGCGGAUGGCCCUUUCUCUCUACGCGACAGAGGAAGAGCUUCCCGUCUGCAUCGACCCGGAAGGUGUGCAGUGCUGCCCGUUAAUCGAUCCUGAAUGCGAGGAAGGCGUCGUGACGGAUGCACAGAUCAACUUGUCACCGUUCCUCAACUGGAAGUUUGUGCCGUACCUCUCCUCGCAGGCGAAGGGCCAGGUCAGGCCCACGGUGGUGCUGGACAUGGAUGAGACGCUGCUGCACACGUCGGUGAUGCCGAUGCCAGACGCAGACGCUGAGAUUGACGCGCUGUGCCCGUCCGACGAAGCGCAAGGCACAGGGACGUCAAUGACCUCGGGACGCUACAAGCUUUUCGUGAAAUACCGCCCGCACCUGGAACGCUUUCUGCUGUUUUGUCUGGACCACUUUGAGGUUGUCAUUUUCACCGCCAGCAAGGCCCUCUACGCCCAGACGGUGCUAAGGCAGUUGCAGAAAGACUUCCCCAGCAUCAACAUUCGCCUCGAUGGCAGCAGUGCCAGCGGCAGCGCUCCAGCGUCGCAGCGUGUGGGCGACGAGGCGCGCGUCAUUGAACUGCUGCACCGCGACCACUGCACACCGACAAACGUCGGCUACGCGAAGGACCUGCACCUCCUCGGCCGUGACCUGCGCCGCACCAUCCUCGUGGACAACAACAAUGUCUGCGGCGUUUUUCAGCCGUACAACUCUGUUCAUGUGAGGGACUUUGCGCGCCGACGCUGCGCCGAGCGGGUGCCAGAGCAGCAGCGGAUGAGGGUGACGCAGCUGUGUCAGCUAAAAGGGACGGCUCCUGCGUCGGCGAUGACAGCCGUGGAGGACGCAGACACUUCCCAUCUGCUCGGUAAUUUGGAGUGCACCACUUCCACAUACGACUGGUUGGAUCGAGAGGACACCGUGCUCCUCCGCUUAUGCGCUGCAGGCGGCCUCCUGCAUCGCUUGUCACAGUGCGAGAACGUGCCGUCUUUUAUGCAGCGCACUGUGUGCUUCAGCCGUAGAGCACACCUAUCACGGCUUGUACGCGGCUCAGUCAGUAGUGGGAUCAGGCCAUUCCCUGGGGAGGGGUAA
Molecule: messenger RNA, 1749 nt
Organism: Leishmania major strain Friedlin
Lineage: Eukaryota; Euglenozoa; Kinetoplastea; Trypanosomatida; Trypanosomatidae
Exons: 1
Coding region: 1-1749 (582 amino acids)
Molecular function (GO): phosphoprotein phosphatase activity
Source: RefSeq, a predicted model, not a curated record